UAUUUGGCCAUGAAACAAUAGAUUGAAUAUGGUUACCAAUACAAAAGGAAUCAAAAUGCGUUUAAUAAAAUCAAUAUUUUUACUGUGCCUGUUAAAUUACGUUUCUUGUACAUCUUUGACGGAAUCUAUGGGACAGGAGGUCAUAGAAAUCAGUGCACCUAUUAAAGAACUGCCCCAAGAGCUGGAGGAGGAGCCAUCAGCAGAGAACGAGGAUGAGAAGCAUACCUCCACUACCAUACAAGCCGCUACCAAGAAGGAGUUCACCAAGACUACUUUUAUUGAUUUUAGCAAGAAAGGCAAGGAUAUUGACAAAAUCGACGGCCGACGGCAAGAAGACGACGAAGCAAGGAUCGAGAAAGAACUGGCUGACAUUUAUAAAGAUUCCAUAGAUUACAAAGCAGACAGCGCGGAAGUGAUAAAAGAAGUCAAAGUGUCUACAUCAUCUAAAGCAUCAGAAACCAGUUCUACCAUUGACGCUGAUGCUACUACGGCAGAACUAACUGGAAAACCUCUUGUAAGGGCCAGGAUGCAGGACUUCAAAUUCCAACCGGAUUCCAACAACCCUCGCGACGUAGCGCGCUUCAGGACAUCGAUCGAUGAAAUCAGCUGUGAUAACAAAUUGAGUGCUACCAAGUCACCGAGCAUCGCGACUAACGCAUCAGACAGAUUUGUCGCAGAUUUUAUCCUUUGGACCACACUUCUUUUUACAGUUUGCAUAUGAAUUGUUUAAAAAUAUUUGGUGUAUUGAUUUUAUUAUUAAAUUAUUUGUUGAAAUAAAUAAUGUACUUAAAUUGUAACAUUCUA
This is a messenger RNA of Maniola jurtina (meadow brown), 804 nucleotides long. RefSeq lists its product as uncharacterized. NCBI's taxonomy places the organism in Eukaryota, Metazoa, Arthropoda, Insecta, Lepidoptera, Nymphalidae. The coding region runs from base 29 to 721 and encodes 230 amino acids. The transcript is spliced from 6 exons. The record is from RefSeq and is a predicted model, not a curated record.